This is a messenger RNA of Paraphaeosphaeria sporulosa, 2936 nucleotides long. Its product is annotated as HET-domain-containing protein. The transcript has 5 exons. Lineage: Eukaryota; Fungi; Ascomycota; Dothideomycetes; Pleosporales; Didymosphaeriaceae. The record is from RefSeq and is a predicted model, not a curated record. Bases 408 to 2855 code for a protein of 815 amino acids.
GGUGGGGUGGAUUCCAAGGUUGGGCGCCACGACGUGACAGUUUUCUUUAACAGGACUAGCGCAACAGGGGUGCCCCUACCAAGUCGCUUGACAAAGCCCAUUGAAGUCAAGGCAACAAGCUCUCUCAAGUCCCAUUCUCCCACCGACAUCGACGUUACCAACGCAACACUGGAGCGUGCAACACGGUGUCUGGCUUCGACUUGAUCCAGAUGGUGUAGCUACGCUCAGGACUAUUCCCAGUUUGGGUACACAGGAUUGCGAGACCCAUCUCAUACCACAAAUGACUGUUGGACCAUCGGACACAUUAUCUACGACGUUGCCACCAAGAAAGGAAUGCACUGUACUGACCCAGAGCGAGCAUUGAGCAGGUCGAAAGCGUGCCGAAAUUGUCUAUCGAGCUGCGCACGAUGAGGCUCUGCAACGUAUGCGUUGGCAUGCUUCGAGGAGGAAAGGGCGAUAUAUGGACCGGAACCCACGACUUGACUUUCGAGCAUCAUAAGAGCACUGCCAGUCUGAGACGGUCUCGGAAAGCAGACUGCAUGAUUUGCGUCGUCUUGGCUGGGCUCUAUCGUCGAGCCGGAGCAGACAUCCUAGAUGAUCGACCAAUGUCCAUUCAAGCCACGAUUCACAGACUUGAGGCUCACCAUCAUAAUCUUCUCGACGAGAGAACUCCUGCAGAAGAAACGACCAACCAUGCUGCCGCCGUCUCUACUCAAGUGCAAGGUACUGAUUCAGCUCGCCGUCUCGAAGAGUUGAGGCGAAAGUUCACCGCUGUAUUUGAAGAGAACAUCAGCAUCGAAGUGUUACCCCAGAAUGAGUUGCGGGAGAUUACUAAUGAACUUCUCAAACUCACCAAGAAGAAGUCUAAUUUCAAGGGUUUCCGGCUCGAUUUUGAUAUUGAAAAGCGGUAUACGCGAACUUUUCUACUGAAACCAAUAAAUUACGAUACCAGCGCGUUGCGUACGCCAAAGUCUACAAAUACCUCGUCGGAUGAAGUAUUCGAGAGAGCUUGUGACUGGAUCGCGAAGUGUGAUAGAAAAUGCGACUGCUCUCGAAAAGCAAGCACGGCUUGGUAUCCCAAGCGCUUACUGGACCUUGAGAAGCUGAGUAAGGCUCAUGGACUCAAGUUUCCCGGCGGUCUCAAGGUCUUGUCCGAACGUGCUGAUCUACGGAAGACAAAGGUUCACUUAAUUGACGGCACUGAGGCGUCCGGGCGCUACGUGACGCUGAGCCACUGUUGGGGCAAGCCGAAAAGUGUGCAAGGUCAACUGAGGUUGACAGGCAAGACUGAGCGGAAGUUUAGAGUAGAAGGUAUCGAAUUGCGUGAACUGCCCAAGUCUUUUCGUGAUGCAAUGCUGUUUGCCUCUCGUCUAGAACAUGUUCGGUACAUCUGGAUCGACUCGUUAUGUAUCUUACAGCCUGCCGUAUUUUCGACGGACGACUUUGAAGACAAAUCGGAGCAAGACUGGCGAGAGCAGAGUCGCGUGAUGGGUGAAGUGUAUAGCCACUCGUACCUUAACAUCUCUGCCACCGCUGCGAAAGAUGGCGAUCAAGGUCUAUUUGUACCUCGCCGUCCAGAAUAUCUCUGGGAAAAUGAAAUCAAUGUAAACUAUACCGGCACAAACUCAUUUGGCUCUGAAGGAGUAACGAUGGGGCGGGACGAGUUGACACGGUGUAACAUCAUCGAUCUUUCGUUCUGGUCAGAGCUAGUAGAUCAAGCGCCUGUCAAUCAGCGUGGCUGGGUUCUUCAAGAGCGACUGCUCGCUCCGCGAGUACUCCACUUCUGCCACAACCAAAUUGCUUGGGAGUGUGGCGGCUUCCAAGAUGUUGAGGGCUAUCCAGACAAGCAUACGACACUUAAGGUACGAUACGGUGACAUAAUAGAUGAAGGCCGCCUAAAAGACCUUGACGAAAGACACGGCCUUCGAUUACGGGAUUUCCGCCUCAAGGGCUCCCCGGACCCAGACAAGCACAUGCCCAAGCUAGGAGCGUAUGAACUGUGGAAGUGCAUGGUCGAAGUGUACUCUCGUACAAGGCUCACCGUGUCGCGAGACAAAUUAAUCGCGUUAUCUGGUAUUGCUCAAAAGUUCUUUGAGAUAACACGUUGUGAGUAUGUUGCUGGUAUGUGGAGGGAGCACCUUGAGAGCCAGCUCCUGUGGCAAGUGAACGAGCUGUAUCGAGACGGUGUUUUCGAAAACCCUGCACAUCGCGACGCGCUACGAUCCCCGUCGUUCUCGUGGGCAGCUAUUGACACUCCACAUGGCAUUACCUACGGAGAGGUCACGGAUUACGGCCGAGACAGACAAGAACAGCUUCUCUUCGAAGUAACAGGGACUCAGAUCGAAAUUGACGACCGUAAUAACCCUUUUGGUCUGAUAAGAUCAGGUCAGCUUCGCAUAAAACCCAGAUAUCUACGCCAAAUCAUUUUGCGCAGACUUGAGCCGCCAUGGCGUGUUCCAUAUGGUUGGCGCCUACGAGACGAAGCGUAUCCAGGGCAAGCAGCUCCUGCGGAAGAGCCAUCUGCCGAGAAAGAGCAGUCGGCUAUAAGAAAGGUUCAAUCCAUCGAGCACUACAACCUCAACCUUGACGCGCCUGAGUCCGACGUGGAUGUCUUCGCACGCGACGCUGAUUUGUAUUGUAUGCCAGCAGCAUUUGGAGACAGAACAGUCAAGAAACACUGGCGUGACUUGAUAUGUCUUCUAUUGAUCAAAGAUAAGGCAACUGCGUCAGAAGACAUUAGAUCCACAGGCCAAUUUCGAAGAAUUGGCAUUACAAGGCUUUCCAGUGCUGUCCACUGGAAGUCUCAUCGAAUCUUGACGGAGCAACCGUUUGAUGGUGACAUCAUCCUGAAUUGAUUUGUGGUCCAAAGCCUAGAUAGGAGUUUGAGCCUUACAAAUAGUUGCGAGAAAUAUGGAACUCUAAUGCAACGGUCCUCC